Nicrophorus vespilloides is the source of this 1068-nucleotide messenger RNA. RefSeq lists its product as uncharacterized. Bases 126 to 1037 code for a protein of 303 amino acids. Lineage: Eukaryota; Metazoa; Arthropoda; Insecta; Coleoptera; Silphidae. The transcript has 7 exons. The record is from RefSeq and is a predicted model, not a curated record.
UUUAUUUUUUAUUUCCACGUCGUUUCGCCAAUGGACCUUCGCGAACCGCGCAGUCUUUUCGACGCCUCGCAAACUGCACCAGCUAAACUAAACUAACACAGGCGCUUAAAUUAAGUUGCCAAAAGAUGGUUUCGAUAAUGACGAAUAGAGUGUCUCUUCUUUUGGUAUUUGGACUUUUGAUGGGAGCGACGUCGGGAAAACCGCAACUUCUCGCCGGACUUCUGAGCACAGUCUUCCAGCCGUUGGGUCGUGUCGUCAACGGCAUUGCGGACACCACAGUUGGGGUGGUCCGAGGAGGGUUUCAGCUUCUUAAUGCAACCGUUUCCACGGUGAUAACGAGCGCCGGUUCCGUCACCGACAGGAUACGAAGGUUGCUCGAGGAGUUCAGGAAGAGGAUGAACAUCGGCAUUCCCGAAUUGGGUCUGCCCAUACUCGAUCCGCUCACCAUCGAUCGAUUGGACAUCGACUUCGAACACGAGGCUCUUUCGUUGAAAGGCUUCCUGGAACAUAUCGAAAUCAAGCAUUUGUCUCGAUUCAAAUUGGAUUACGUCGAGUACGAUUUGAACAACAUCCUCACCCUCAAUCUGACGUUCCCGUUUUUGGAUAUACACGGCGAUUACGAUAUAAAAGGAUACUUUGGGAGCAGAUACAGGAUAUACGGGAAUGGUCCGUUCUGGCUUAGGAUAUAUCAACUGUCGGUGGGAACGGUCUCAGAAUUGAGAAACGACGUGCGAAAACUUCCGGGAAUCUCAGUGGAGAAUCUGAGGAUCAAAGUGAAAUUGCAACGAAUCGAGAACAGAUUCGAUAAUCUAAUGAACGAUCCGGAAAUGGGUGACGUAAUUAACAAAGCAAUAACGGCGAUGACGCCUCAGGCCAUCGACACUGUGUGGGACGAGAUAGAACCGGCCGUUUCGAAGAUCGUCAAGGACAUAAUCAACGGGAAACUGCAGGAUCUGGAGAUCUCGCAUCUGGUGGGCCGUUUCUUCAACAUCUUCAAGUUCAACCUGAAUCAACGCAGACUGAGCUUGAAGACGUGAGAUAAUUCACAUUCUCUGAACGAAAACAGCA